This is a messenger RNA of Balaenoptera acutorostrata (minke whale), 1007 nucleotides long. RefSeq names its product ATPase H+ transporting V0 subunit b (gene ATP6V0B). The transcript has 8 exons. Bases 111 to 728 code for a protein of 205 amino acids. NCBI's taxonomy places the organism in Eukaryota, Metazoa, Chordata, Mammalia, Artiodactyla, Balaenopteridae. Gene Ontology annotation, biological process: proton transmembrane transport. The record is from RefSeq and is a predicted model, not a curated record. Gene Ontology annotation, molecular function: proton-transporting ATPase activity, rotational mechanism. Gene Ontology annotation, cellular component: proton-transporting V-type ATPase, V0 domain.
CGUCACGUGGGCGAGUCAGGUGACACUGCGGGGCGGACGGUGGACGCAGGGACGAGGUUUGAGCUCCGGCCCCCCCCGCCCCCGACCCGAGCCCCUCCGUCGUUGCCGCCAUGACUGGGCUAGUGCUGCUCUACUCCGGGGUCUUCGUGGCCUUCUGGGCCUGCCUGCUCGUCGUGGGAAUCUGCUACACCAUUUUUGACUUGGGCUUCCGCUUUGAUGUGGCAUGGUUCCUGACGGAGACUUCCCCCUUCAUGUGGUCAAACCUGGGCAUUGGUCUAGCUAUCUCUCUGUCUGUGGUUGGAGCAGCAUGGGGCAUCUAUAUCACUGGCUCUUCCAUUAUUGGGGGAGGGGUGAAGGCCCCCAGGAUUAAGACGAAGAACCUGGUCAGCAUCAUCUUCUGUGAGGCUGUGGCCAUCUAUGGCAUCAUCAUGGCGAUCGUCAUUAGCAACAUGGCUGAGCCUUUCAGUGCUACUGACCCCAAGGCCAUUGGCCAUCGAAACUACCAUGCAGGUUACUCCAUGUUUGGGGCUGGCCUCACAGUGGGCCUGUCUAACCUCUUCUGUGGAGUGUGCGUGGGCAUCGUGGGCAGUGGUGCCGCCUUGGCUGAUGCACAGAACCCCAGCCUCUUUGUAAAGAUUCUCAUUGUGGAGAUCUUCGGCAGUGCCAUCGGCCUCUUUGGGGUCAUCGUUGCAAUCCUUCAGACCUCCAGAGUGAAGAUGGGUGAUUAGAUGAUCUGUGUGGGCGGGGCCGUGCCCCACUCUUAUUUAUUUGUGGUUUUCCCGGGACAGCUGGAGCUGUGCCCCUUAGGCUUUCAGGGGGCUUGGUGUUCAGGGCCCUCCCUGCACUCACUCCUGCUGCCUGUCGACUUGGAGGCACUGCCUGGCUGGAUCCGCAGUGUGGGGAGUGGGCUGCUGUUGACGGUGUGCAGCUUUGCACCCGUGUCCCACCUCCACCUCCAACCCAUCUUCCCAGUGUUUGUGAAAUAAACAUGGUAUUUGUCUGGGUCA